AUGAUUGGCUCACUGGAGCGGAAAAACACCCGAGAAGCUUUGGAAAUGUUGCCAAUCCUGGAAGAAAUCUUCCUGAAUCACUUUCUUCCACCGAAUCGCAAACUGGUACCCUUCAGCGGGAGGCCCCUGAAAAGGAUCGGCGAGUUUUGUUCAAACAGCGAACAUGGUAGGAAACGGAUAUUAGUUUUGUGGAGGUUCGAGCAUAAACUAAAAAUCAUGUAUGAACGAUUUUUGAGAGCUUUGGAGAGUCUGGCUUCAUUAGUCGUAGAGGAUCUUAGCAAGCGUGCUCUCCGGUGUGCGCUCAACCUUCUAGCAGAACGUCCAGAAGGAGAAAGGUUUCUCCUGAGCAUGCUGGUCAAUAAAAUGGGCCAUCCGAAACCUCAAAUAGGAUCAUUUGUAGCAACACUGCUUGAGGAUCUUACCAAGCGGCAACCAAAUAUGAAGCCGGUCAUUGUCGCUGAAGUUGAGAGGUUGAUUUAUAGGACUAAUGUGAGCCCGAAAGCGCAUCUUUAUGCAUCAACUUUCCUCUCACAGGUAAUGACACCCUUGUCAUUAAGUUUUGGUGGUUAUUCUCACAUUUGCCAUACUUUCAUCUCGUUGACAGCGUAG
This is a messenger RNA of Cylicostephanus goldi, 609 nucleotides long. Lineage: Eukaryota; Metazoa; Nematoda; Chromadorea; Rhabditida; Strongylidae. The record is from the annotation of a GenBank genome assembly.